UUGAUAUUAUUUUCUUGUAAACACAAAUCGAAAUGCCCGUGUUGAAAAUGGGCACACUCCCGGUAAAGGUCAAAACCAACCAAUCAACUUGAGGCUACCAUAUGUCAUUCGGAUCAACGACUGCUCGCCAGUCGAGUUGUUGAGUUCAUCAGGCAGGAACAUUUUCAAACGCUUCUUACUUAUUAUCGUAGAACCGUCUGUUGUGAAAAGAAAAUGGGAUAGGGAACAGUUGGCAUCUCACGUUUCGUAAAAUGGAUAGCGUUCGACCCCAGAGAAAAGUUCUCCGGUCACCUUCUGUAAAAAGGAAGAGCAAAGUACUCCCUGUGAACCAGAGGGUCCAUCUAGAGAGAGUGCUUGGAGUAACAGUCUCUUCCAAUGCUGGAUUAUCUUGUGAUUCAAACAAUGGAACUAUUGCCUAUCCUGCAGG
This is a messenger RNA of Aplysia californica (California sea hare), 427 nucleotides long. RefSeq names its product mitogen-activated protein kinase-binding protein 1. Gene Ontology annotation, molecular function: protein binding. The record is from RefSeq and is a predicted model, not a curated record. Lineage: Eukaryota; Metazoa; Mollusca; Gastropoda; Aplysiida; Aplysiidae.